This is a messenger RNA of Panicum virgatum (switchgrass), 711 nucleotides long. Its product is annotated as antifreeze protein Maxi-like. The record is from RefSeq and is a predicted model, not a curated record. The coding region runs from base 1 to 711 and encodes 236 amino acids. NCBI's taxonomy places the organism in Eukaryota, Viridiplantae, Streptophyta, Magnoliopsida, Poales, Poaceae. The transcript has 2 exons.
AUGGACGCGGACGGCGCCGCUGCAGCCGCCACCCAGGGUGUCUGGCGUGCGCCUGCCCCGGCGGCCGCCGCCACUCUGGCCUGGCGCGCCUCUGACACUGCCGGGCUGACCUCUGGUGCUCCUCCAGCCGUCGUGGGCGGACCCACGGGGGCGUGGCGCGGCGCAGACCUGGCAACCCCUGCUGCUGCUGUGCUGCGAGCUAGACCUGCCCUUGCCGUUGGAUCCACGGCCCGCGCCGCCGCCGCUGCCGCCUCCCUUGCCGUCGCACAUGCCGCGCGGACUAUCGUGCCCAACGCGCAGGCCGUCAUUGUGUCCGCCGCGCAGGCUCAGGCCGUCGCGCCCGCAGACCUGGCCGCCGCCGCCGCCGCUUUUGUGGCCGUCGUCGCGCCCGCCGCACACGCCGCACAGGCCACGCGGGCCGCUGCCUCCCUCGCCGCCGCGCAGGCCGUCACGCGCGCCACGCAGGACGUUGCGCCCACGGACUCCGCGUGGGCCACUUCCUACCUCGCCGCCACGUGGCCUGCGUUUGGGAUGCCCCCCGCGGCCGCGCCGUUCGCCACCAACGCCUUCAGUAGGCAGCCGAUUGCCGCUGGUGCUGCUACUGCCGGGGCUGCUCCCCUGUCUGAGCUCUUAUUCUACGGCCUCUACCAUCCACUGAACACUAUCAAGAAGCUCCCUGCUGGACUAGAAGCAUAUAGGCAUCGUCUGUGA